AUGGUUAGGCGACCUCGAGCCUCCCCUCCGGGAUACCAGAGCCCUGUGCUGGGUGACAGCUCCCCUGUCCCAGGGUUACAGGGAAACCAACUCGAGGCUUCGCUAGUCGGAGCCGCUAACCGCUCUCUCAUUCGGCAACCACGUUGGCUCUCCUCCAUGGUUACGCGACGGCGGACUCAUCAAGAAGUCCUUAACGAUCAGCAAGUUUCACAAUGGUGGGGGCACCGCGGACUUCAUCAACAUGAAGUCCCGGAGUGCCUAACUACAGAGGAAACACAACAGGUGAGCGCCACCAACUCUAUCUGUCUACUAACGACAGUUUCUAGGCUUUCCAUCCCUCUAAGCCCUCGAACGGAUGGAACGUCCACCAAGGACCCUACGAAACCCUCGUUAGCGCGCUUCCCCGCAGCUCUCGAGGGUAACAAUGCAACGAACGACCCUAUCGAACCUCCGUUAGCGCGUUCACCUGCUGCUCUCGAAGGUAGCGACGCGGACAACGAAUCUUCAUCAUCCGUGACUCUAGCGUCGUUCACCCAACCAACGAGUAGUUCAGUCAACCCCUACAAAUCCGACGAUUCGACAAUCGCUUCCAUUAAUUCACCUCUCCCAAAUUACACGAGCUAUGCCCUACGACCUCUACUACUUUUGAACUACUCGGUCAAAGAGGAACCUCCCCCAAAAGAAGGAAAUUCCCGCGUGAAGACGACCCUAACUCCAAACCUGUCUGGGAAAUUCUUACCCUGUCCAUACCCUGAUCAUCAGCCAACCCUACUUAAACUGGGUGCUUGCCAGCGAACUCCCUCAUCCUAUUCCUCCAUGAGUUCAACAACCCCCUCCGGCGGCAGCCAUAUGCCAUCUUCGGGUCCAGUGCUCACUGGACCCCACCUACCUGGCAAAGUCGGUCCAGGGGAAUCCUCUUCACUCCCCGCUGCUUCCCAAAGCGCGAAACACGUUCCCAUAGCGAAUAGAAAUGCGAGCACACAACCCGCUGCUAAUAAAAGCGCGAGUGCAAUCCCCGCUGCUCCCAGAAGCGCGAAUAACUCGAAUAAAGCUACUCAAAAGCCCUCGACCUCAGGCGCGAAUCAAUUCGCAGCCUUCAGUCAGACAGCGCAAACUGCACCAUCGGACGCAGCCCUGGCUCUUAGAGACGAGCUAUUGAACCUCCAAACCGCUGUCCGAAAAGAGACCAUCGACGACGAAGCGCAUAUGUCCGCCUCUAGUCAUACCAAAGGUAGAGGAACUCGGCGUGCUGCUUCCAUGGCAACUUCUACAGAGCUCGAGGAGACUGAGUACAAAACGAUCUUCUGGGACAUAGAGGGAGUCAGGAACUUGCCCAUAUGGGCUGAACCUAUCAUCCGGUCGUCGGAGCGAAUGUUCGGCAUGUUCGACCCAUCCGCGGAUGAGGACGCCCUCGUACCCCUCGGCGCCAUCGACGGGAUAAUCCCAGGCAGGACGAAGCUCGACUGCGAUCGGCUGAGAUGUGCCAUCGAGUUAGUCUAUACUACCCCCAGGGACUGUCGAUGGGAGAAUCUAGGUACCGCAGUCCGAAAGUUCGCCGAAUACGAAGUCAGUAGAAACGAUCUAGUGAAGUACACUGGACUAGAUGUCACUUACGGAAUCGAACGUACUCUACUCUUGGAAGCCUCGCAAGUUGUUGUAACUGUUGACCAAGUAUUACAAGUCCUGGCGGACUUCUUCCGCAAGCGCGAGAGAGAACGCUUUGUUCUUGAUCAGCAGUUCGCGUUCUUAAGACUCAUAGCCUCUAGCAAGAGUAGAACCGAAAUACUGGCUACGUAUCGGAUUCUGCAACAUCGAACCACCAUAGCCUCAAAACACUUGGUGCUGCAAAUCAACGCCCUCACGAAAAUGUAUAGAUCGGGUUCUGAUCAGAUGUCUAUUAGUUCUUAUGAAUCGACUAGACCGUCCCUACGAUCCGCAUUCGGCAGCGAGUCUGCUAGGAAGGAGGUCGGCAAGUUGCUUGCAAGACCAGACUACUUCAGCAAGAUGCCCCAGGACCUAGCGGAGAUCGCUGCAUAUUUGCGCGAUCGAGCCUAUAAAGAUAGGCCUGUCCCCAAAGAAUUCACCAUCCAUCGGACUUGUAAUGCCCUUCCAUCGCUAAGAGCCGGAUCCUCUAUCUCAAGCGAGCCCACCACCCAUACUACUGGACCUGAAUCUGCGCGAAACCCCGCUGCAAGUGAAGGUCAGAGCGUCAGGUUCGUUACUGAACCGCCUAUCCCUGGAUCUAUAUCGGUUCUUCUUUCUAAAAAGCACCCCGUAACACGACUACCUGGAAUAGGAGCGGUUGGCGUGUCCGCAGUAGGAACUUCCUCUGUAAAAACUACGACCACCAAUAACACUCCAGCGACCGUGAUCUCCGACAUUAACAAUGACAACCUUAGGGCACCUGCAGCGUUUACUUCGCGCAUACCCAGCCCUAAGUCAUGGACCAGCUACACAUUCAGACAGAGGAGCAACCCUAUGGGAGUCCAAUCGCCGUCUAGAGCGAACGGCGACGGCAAUAACCACCGUGGAAUCUCUACCGCUCGUAAUGACGGUCCCCCCCCAGGAGGAUCGCCUCCUUCCAGCAACAACGAUGACCAUGGAAGACGACCUAACCCGGAUCCUAAUGGAUCGAACCCCCCAGCCUCCUGGUACGUUCCCCCUAGGGGUAACGGAGGAGGAGGCGGAGGAGGAGGCGGCGGAGGAGGCGGCGGAGGAGGCGGUGGAAGAGGCGGUGGAGGAAGUGGUGGAGGGGGAGACGACGGGAACCCGUCUUCUCAAGAACCACCACCCUGGUGGCGAACUCCAGAGGAAUGGCACACUAGUGCCUACCACUUUUAUGAUAAAACCUGGGCAUUUGCCUGCACAGCCUUUUCAAUCCCCCCAAGUGAAAUAUGA
Molecule: messenger RNA, 2898 nt
Organism: Laccaria bicolor S238N-H82
Lineage: Eukaryota; Fungi; Basidiomycota; Agaricomycetes; Agaricales; Hydnangiaceae
Exons: 1
Coding region: 1-2898 (965 amino acids)
Source: RefSeq, a predicted model, not a curated record